This is a messenger RNA of Argentina anserina (silverweed cinquefoil), 2603 nucleotides long. Its product is annotated as probable LRR receptor-like serine/threonine-protein kinase At1g07650. Gene Ontology annotation, biological process: protein phosphorylation. Gene Ontology annotation, molecular function: protein binding; ATP binding; protein kinase activity. NCBI's taxonomy places the organism in Eukaryota, Viridiplantae, Streptophyta, Magnoliopsida, Rosales, Rosaceae. The record is from RefSeq and is a predicted model, not a curated record.
CACCAUUCCAGUUUCGGUGAUGGAAGUAAAUAAUACUCUUUGAGCUAUUCCCUCGCAGGAGCAUCGAAGUAAACCUUUUCUCAGGGCCCAUACCAUCGGAAAUCGGAAAGUUGGUCAAGUUAGAAAAGCUUAUUUUAUCAUCAAAUUUAUUCAACGGGGAAUUGCCACAAGCACUAGAAAAGUUGAUAAACUUGCUUGACAUGAGGAUAACUGAUAACAACUUGUCUGGAAAGAUACCUGAUUUCAUUGGAAACUGGACGCAGAUUUCAAAAUUGCUAAUUCAAGGUUGCUCUCUUCAGGGUCCUAUACCUUCUAGUAUAUCAGCCCUAACAAGUUUGGUUGAUUUGAGGAUAACGGACUUAAAAGGUCGAGGGUCAAAGUUCCCGCCUUUGAGUAAAAUGGCUUCCUUGAAAACACUUGACCUCAGCUAUAAUGAGUUGACCGGCAAAUUACCAGCAUCGUUCGACCAACUGACAAAAGUUGAUUUCAUAUAUUUAACAGCAAACAAGCUUACUGGAACUAUACCUGAAUGGGUGUUGAAACGAAUAAAGACAGUGGAUUUCUCUUACAACAACUUCACUUUGGAAAGCUCAAGCUCAAUUCCUACCGAUUGUGAUAGAGGGAGUGUAAAUUUGGUAGAGAGCUAUUCCUCUUCGGCUGAUAAUAUAGUUAGAGGCAAGACAUGCUUGAAAAGAAAUUAUCCAUGUCCUGCUUCAACACCAAAUCGUUACUCCUUACAUGUUAAUUGUGGUGGAAGGGAGAUGACUUUAGGUGGGAUUAAGUAUGAAGCUGAUACAGAACAAAAAGGUGCUUCAUUCUAUUAUGCGUCCCAGGAUAAGAAUUGGGCCUUUAGCAGCACAAGAAACUUCAUGGAUAAUGACGUUGAUGCAGAUAUCUAUAUCAAAUCCAAUACAUCUGCACUUUCCAAUGUGUCAGUUAUCGAGUCAGAACUGUACACAACAGCACGCGCAUCUGCCAUUUCUCUUACCUAUUAUGGACUUUGUCUCAUGAAUGGAAACUAUACCAUCAAACUCCACUUUGCUGAGAUUAUAUUUACUAAUGACAAUUCUUUUAGCAGUCUUGGGGAGCGUGUCUUCGAUGUGUACAUUCAGGAUAAACGAGUUCUAAAAGACUUCAAUAUAGAAAAGGAAGCUGGUGGUACUGGUAAGCGCAUCAUAAAGACAUUCACUUCAGUGGUUUCAAGUAAUACACUCAAGAUCCACUUUUACUGGGCUGGAAAAGGAACUACUGGCAUCCCAGAUAGAGGAUUUUAUGGUCCUCUCAUAUCAGCUAUAUCAGUGGAUCCUAACUUUGAAGUUCCUGUAGGUGAUAGUAAAAAGAAGAAAGCCACAAUAUCAAUUGGAAUAUCAACUGCAGCUCUUCUGCUUUUGCUUUUGGUCUUAGGUAUCAUGUGGGAAAGGGCUUACAUAGGAGGAAAGAUCGCUACUGGUAAAGAGCUCAGAGGCAUGGAUUUGCAAACAGGGUUAUUUACUUUAAAACAAAUAAAAGUUGCGACAAGAAACUUCAAUGCAGAUUACAAACUUGGUGAGGGCGGCUUUGGAUCAGUCUAUAAGGGUCUUUUAGCAGACGGCACAGUAAUUGCAGUGAAGCAGCUAUCCUCGAAAUCAAAGCAAGGAAAUCGAGAAUUCGUAAAUGAGAUAGGAAUGAUUUCUGCAUUGCAACAUCCAAACCUUGUGAAGCUAUACGGAUGUUGUGUUGAAGGAAACCAGAUGUUGUUAAUUUAUGAGUACAUGGAGAAUAACUGUGUAUCGCGUGCUCUUUUCGCAAGAGACCCUACUUGCAGAUUGAAGUUAGAUUGGCCUACUAGGAAGAACAUUUGCCUAGGUAUUGCUAGAGGUUUGGCCUAUCUACAUGAAGAAUCCGGAAUAAAAAUAGUGCAUUGAAUUCGUGAUAUCAAGACAAGCAAUGUGUUGCUGGAUAAGAAUUUCAACGCUAAGAUCUCAGAUUUUGGCUUAGCGAAGCUUAAUGAGGAUGGCGACACCCACAUUAGCACUCGGAUUGCUGGAACCAUUGGUUAUAUGGCUCCUGAGUAUGCUAUGCGUGGCUACUUAACUGCAAAAGCAGAUGUCUAUAGCUUUGGAGUUGUUGCACUAGAAAUUGUUAGUGGAAAGAGCAAUACAAACUAUAGGCCAAAGGAGGAAUUUGUCUACCUUCUUGACUGGGCUUAUGUUCUGCAAGAGAGGGGGAGUCUAUUGGAGUUGGUUGAUCCAGCCUUGGGUUCAGAUUAUUCAUCAGAGGAGACAAUGGUGAUGCUAAAUGUUGCUCUCCUCUGCACCAAUGCCUCUCCUACUCUAAGGCCUAAGAUGUCCGAAGUUGUGAGCAUGCUUGAAGGAAGAACAGAAGUCCAAGACCUUCUUUCUGAUCCUGGCUUCUCAGCCGUUAACUCCAAGUACAAGGCCAUCAGAAAUCACUUCUGGCUGAAUCCAAGCCCUACUCAGAGCAUGUCAAUUAACGGUCCAUGUACCGAUACCUCUGGCUCAUGUAUUGAAUCAGAAGAGAGUGGUCAUCUUUUAUGCCAGAGUUCAAUUAAACCUGAUGGUUACAUUGUAUAAUAUCUAAGAGUCGAGAGCCUUUUGUAUAGU